Protopolystoma xenopodis is the source of this 534-nucleotide messenger RNA. The record is from the annotation of a GenBank genome assembly. NCBI's taxonomy places the organism in Eukaryota, Metazoa, Platyhelminthes, Monogenea, Polystomatidea, Polystomatidae.
CCCCGCCAGCGUCCGAUAAGUGUGGCGUUUCCGUUGAAAUCGAGUGCUACCUCCUUGGGCAUCCACUAUGGUCAAACUGGCGAAAGCAAUUCAGCUUCUCUCAUCGGACCUAUUUCACCUGGCGACGGUGGCCAACUGAAUGACUAUUUUGCUCCCGCUCCCAUUGCAGUUUGUCUGAGCUGUGGUGCUGUAUGUAGCUCUUGUGACGGUCAAAUGUCAGCAUCGCCCACCUCAAAUAGACUUACUAAUUCCUUGUCUACCUCCUACCGGCCAGACAAGUUGGUUACAACUUCCCUUGGCAACCAGGCCAACGGGUUUAGAGGCUUGUGCGCCUCCGACCGAAUUCAUGCGGCCACUCUCGAUACAGCAACCGGGACCGAGGGAAUCGUUGUCACCGACGAGAAUGGGGCGUCACUAAUGAGGGAGUCUCUGACGGUCAGCUCGUUAAACAGUCUGUUGGGAUCGGAAACGAGUCCAGGAGGCAAGAUAGUAGACAUUUUGUUUGCCAUCGUCUUUAAUUUUUAUUGUAGUUAG